AUGGAAAAGGACUUGAAGGAGCAGCAGAUCUUUGCUGAAAGGGAAGGCCUUGAGCACUAUGCCCACCAGUUUGAAAACAACGAUUGGAAUGAAGACGAUGCCCAAAGUAGCUACAUUGAUAUCAAAGACAGAGGAGAUCGUCUCAUUGAGUAUGCGGACAAGCACCAGCUACAUCAGCAAGUGGUUCGAAUGGCUGCAACAAAUCUGCAAGGGGAUGCGCGAAUUCUGAAUUUUGAUUUCGAUGUCAAAAGCUUGCCAAAGAGGGAUAUGCAGGAUGCAGAGGAAAGCAGGCAUUGCCCUCUUUUCAUUGGCGUUCUCAGCUCUCAUUUUGUGCCCCCGAAAGAGGACAGUGAUGAUGUGAAAAUGAACCGCUUCAAACCUCCUAGCGAAUUUUUUGGCUGUGAUGAGCUCGGGCAGCUGUAUAUUCGGGGCCAGGCUAUCAAUGAUAGUUUUGGAGGUUUUCAACAAGGCAGCUGUGUUGGCCUGGAGCUUGACUACACAGGUGCAACUCCCAAGCUCUUCAUUUAUGUGGAUGGUUUUCGGACCGCCUGCAUUGACAGAGAGGUCGAAGAAAGUUCAGUGCCUUGUGUGGUCCUGGGCGCUCUACAGCAACAGGUGAAAUUCAACCAAGGCAGGCCUAGGCGUGGCAAGGGCAUUUUGAUUUCGCAGAAAGACACAAAACUGGAUGAAAGUUCCUUGGUGGUUGACAUUAUGUACGAUGUUUUGAGGGAUAUCUACUGCAUCAAGAGCCCAGAUGAUGAAACAGCGAUGAUCUACAAUGGCUGGAACUCGUGCGCCUCCUCAUCUGGCGCAGACUUCAGAAGUGAAUACCUGGAAAAGUUGAAAGCCUUCAAAUUGCCCGUUGUACCAAAGAAGUCGACCACGUGGUGCGUGAACGUGGCUUUGACGCAAGCGUUCAUUGAAUCUGCUCAAUUCGUCCGUGGUGCGCACGUGGCAUCCCAGAAAGCCUUCAAUUCCUUUUACACCAAUACCACCACCCACUUGCGGCGAAUGGUUGGAGUGGAAUGGAACGCCCUUAUGAAGGACGGAGACAAUGGUGAAAAGAAGGAUACAGGACUUGUUUCGAUUGACAUUCACGAGGACAUGGUGUAUGGGGCAACGCAGUUGUUUGUGUGCUUCAACGAGGAAGACCCUUCUCAAUUGACACCGGAGCAAGAUCCUGAGAUCACUUUGCGACUUCGCCUCACCCAACUCUAUCCUGUGAGAGAUGAGAAAGCACAACUGGGGAAGCUCUUUCGGCAUUUCAUUUCGGUUUGCAAGCAAGGAGAUGGGCAUUUGUUGAAAUAUCACCGUGUGGAGCUUCUGGCCCUUCGGGUCCUGAGCUUUCUAAGAAGUUCGGCACCUCUACGCGACUCGAUGAUGGCUGAAAAGGUUUUGCAACACAAAGACAGUGCCUUUGACAUCGCAGUGAGAUUUCUACAAACCUUCACUGCUGUGCUCCCAAUGUAUCGCAAGAUCUUCUUGAGAUCCGAUGUCUUUCGAUUUCUGGUGAAAUCCUUAGCAUAUGAAGACAUGGGCAUCUCCGGACUCCUGGUCAAUGUAUACCUCAAGAAUCCCGAUGCUUCCGAGCAUGUGACACCAUCCUUUGUCCGAGAAAUGAUGGAAGUGUUGAAGGAAAACUUAACUGCACGACCCAUGGUAUCCCUUGAUGCACUUCGCGUUCUCAAUGCCGUGGUCACGUCCAGAAAGGACAUCGAAAGCCGAAAAAAUGGGAACAUCGUAGCCAUGGAGUUCUUAAAGGAGAAUACGGUUUUUCGACUUGAAAGCCCCUUCAUCGCUAUGGCCAAAGAUGGCUUCCUAAGUGCAAAGAUCAACCUGAAAGACAACCGGGACAAAAUCAAAGACUACUUGGAGCAACUAGAGCUCAGAAAUCAAGCACGACAAGCUCUGAGAAGCGCAGCUGCACGUGGGGACAUGCAGGAGAUGCGAGAUGGCGAGACAGGGGAACGCAUGGAUCCGCUGGGGCAAGUGAGCAAGCUGGAACUUGGAACACAGCGAAUGUUUCCAACAACUUUUGCCUUGGCAUCCAUUGAACUGAUGUUGAAAUGCUCAGCCUUUGGUGCCAACAGGACAGUUUUGAGACAUUUUGCCAGGGAAGUCAUAAAGUGUCAACGGCCUGAGAUGGAAGACGGUGGUGAAGAGGACGACGAUGAUGACCAAGAGUCUCAGUACGGCAUGGCCAGGCAACGGUAUUUUCGCCACGUGGUCUACUGGCUGGCAUCUGAUUCUGAGCAAGAAAUUCCCCUUGUUGUGCAAGAUGCAUAUUUGAGAAUGGUUUGCAUUUUGUUGCAGCCACAUGAGAUCGAAGACAUGCUACAUGAUCGUUGGGAUGCAAGAUCUCAACGACUCCGGUUGAUCCCUGAGAAGCCAAGCCAUAUUGUCCUUUUGUUGAUUCAAUGGUUCACUCAGUACCUUCGCCGCUUCCCAGAACUGCAUGUCUUUAGUCCUCGUAUUUCUCCUGUGGUCGAAGCUAUCGAUGCGCAAAUCGCAUUCGCACUGACGCCAUAUUUCAUUCGAGACCAUUUGCUCCUUUUGCUGUUGGAAGUUCUAAAAGCAUACAAUGAGCAGAACGUGUGGAAGCGCUGGUGGGCCACAAACUUCUUGGCCUCUGGCGCAGCACCUACUGAAUUUGCUUUGGGAGGGCCAGCUGAUCAGCCACCAGGAGCUGACAAAGUGGCUCAAGAUUUCGAACACAUGGUCACGAAUGGAACCUUUGAACCGCAAAGUUCUUCGACCGAAGGUCAGGAAAAACAAGGGCGAGAAGAUGAAGAUCUUCAAGAUGGUCCGGACAUCCUUACACAACUUUGGACAGUCCUUUUUGAUCAACGAGAUUGGUGUCAUCGUGAAUGGCAGAUCGAUGAAGAGAUGUGCGUUUGCAUUCAGCAGAUUCUCGACCUUGGGCUUUGUGACAAUGAUCAGCGCACUCGGGCCUAUGACCUGCUGCAACGCAUCGGACCUGAAAAGACUUCCAUUACCAAAAGCAUCCUGAAGUCUGUGGCAUCUGAAGCACAUGACUCCGGUGUGACAGGUUUCCUCACUGCUCAGUUGCAACGUCCUUGGUGGCCUCAAGAACAAAGCGCUUUCAAGGAAGAUGUCUUCGAAGAAGUUGACGAAGGAGAUCAGGGAGACCAAAGAGAAGGAGAUCAUGUCUCCUCUCCUGAUGCUUCAGGAUUUGGAUUUUCAGCCUCAGCUUCUGGAGCAUUUGGAGCUUCUUCUACUGGAGCUGGUGAUGACUUUGGUGAGCUUUGGAAGGUCACUGCAGCAAGGGUUGGCCGCCAUGCGCAGACUUCAGCUCAGGAGAAGCUUGCAGAUCAAGAACACUCGAAGCCGUUUCGCAGCCAUUUUGGGCACCAAGAGCUCGCGGCGCAAGCGGAUGCCUUUGUGAUGCCACGAGGCUUGCAGAUGCCUUUGUCAACCAAGGUAGCCAAAGAGGAAGAGGACUUGAAGGACUUCAUGUAUGAGCUAGUGGAACUCGGUGAUGCGAAGCUGGCACAGAACCUUCGAAUUGAUGUAAACCUUUGGAGGAGACAACAACUCACGCAUCCCAGCUUUGAGCUCUUCGGAACGGAUGAGAAGAGUUGGAAUGUCCAUGAAGCCUUGCUGGAAUCGAUGCGGAGCUUGGGUAUGAAACUCUUUUUCGAAGAAAACGUCUUGAUGACCAUUCUCAUGGAAGUUCAUGUGACUAUCGAGACUCAAGACAUCAAAGAGGCCUUGUUUGCGGCGAAUGCUCAGAAUUCCCAUGCUAGUCAAGCCCAUGACGGUGAUAAGGACAUGGCCAUGACGGCCAUGAACCAGGUAUACUUUGAAGUCGAGGUUGAAAGAGGAACAUCUUCCUCAAGCGGGGAAGGUUCUUCAAAUCAUUCUGAGAUCAUUUUCUUGGAAAACUUCUCAUACGUCCUGGGGCGCAAGAAACUAUCCCUUCAAGUGCUUGGAGCGGAGACUGUCACCAUGAGAUCCCGAUGCUUAUUCGAUUCCCGUGGAGCAAAGGUCACAGUUGCCAAUCCGAGAAUCAUUGCUGUGACAAGUCCCCGGAGCUUUGACUCGCAAGUGAUUCAGAAAGUUGUGCAUCUUGGCAGUCAACAUCAUGCGCUCAGCAAUGAGCCAGGGAAUCAGAGUCAGAGCGCUCUUGAACCCAUGAGUGAGAAGAAGAAGAUUUCCCGGAUGGUCAUUCAUGAGUUCAUGCCGCGCUACCGAAACAUUUUGGUGGAUAUUGUAGAAGAGCAAUGCUUUGGCUUGAGCGGUGGAGUGUCUGGCCUUGAUCAUGUGAAACUUCAAAGGAUAUUGGAAGCAGAGCACCAAUACGUUGUUGCCAUGAUGAACAGAGCUUGCAGCUAUGUAAUGCUGGAGCACUUGCUCACAAAGCUUGACAUUGAUCGCAAGGAUUGGGAACUCCAGGUCCAGCAGACAUUCCCAAAUUUGACACGGGUUUUUGAAACCUUGAGCGAGCAUUCUGUUGAUGAGAUGACUGACUCUGAAGUCCCCAUCAUUCUCUAUCGAGAACCGGAAGAUGAGCGGAUGGACACUUUGAGAUCAUGGAUUCUGCGCAUUUGCCACGUGGUCAGGUCAGUUGCAUUUACAAACCAGCCUCGCUUAAGCUUCUCUGAAGAUGGAGCAAAGCUGGUCACAGAAGACGAAGAGAAUAUCUUUGAGAAGCUCUUUGAUGACACAGGGGAAAUGCUUUUGUCGAGAGCUUGCUGCGCAUCCUUACUGAACAUUUUGCAAGAAAUAUUCACACGACAGGAAGAUGUCGAAGAGGAAUGGGAAAGGUGGACGCCUUCACAACAGGUAAGUCACCAGUUCUUGAAGUCCUUUGUUGUGGAAAAGGCCAUUUUCUUCUGCCCUUUCAGCAUCGACCGGGAUCUGAAGAGAAAAGUUCGCCUGAGAUUGCUGAGGUUUUUUGAGGAUGCGCAAGUUGAGCCUACGGAUCCACUGCGUUUGGUUCCUGAAAUGCUGUACCACCCUGAUGUUUGGCUUCGAUUGGAGGCCCUGAAGUUGGGUUGCAAUUUAUUGGAGGAUGCUGACCUGAGUCUUCAGGCUGCCUUUCAGCAGUUUGAUUUUCCUCAGUUGAAUUUGCAGAAGGCUUUGGCGUAUCAAUUCUCAGAUUUUCAUUCCAACGAGCAACAUGGGGAAGAUGAUGUCCAAGUCAUCGGUGUAAUGCUGCGGAAGCUGCAAAAUCUUUGUGAAGGUCACAACUCCACGUUGCAAGCAUUUGUUGGCGAAGAUCUGUCCAUCGAAGGGAAGGACUUUGCAACACUCAUGGCAGAAUACUUGCAGAAGAGUGAGGAUGAUGACGACGAUGACCAGGAUCGCAAUAGCUUUCAAAAUCCCACGAACUUGGUGGAGUGGAUUUGCACUCUGGCAAGGCAAAGCAUUGAGCAGAUGAAGUCAGAUCAGCAGUGGCAAGUUUCAAUGAAAGGUUCGGAGAUCAAGUACUCAAUGCUGAAGCAGCUCUUUGACACGGCAGCAGAAAUUGUUCAGGGUCCCAACCGUGGAAAUCAGCGGUUGCUGUUGGAAAGCGAAAUCCUUCUUGAUGUAAACCAGCUAUGGAUGCGACAGCGCAUCGAUGAGUUUACCUUUCGAGCUCUAUUGCAAGACAACGAAGAAUUGUUUGAACCCUUUAUGAAAUUGUUGGAAUCCAUGCGGCUCUGUGAGAUUUCGGUGCUGAAAUUUCUGAUGAGUUUGCUCGAGGAGGAGGAGCUCGACCCCGAAGACCCGAAUUUCCGGGAGGUUUCGGAGGAACUGGUGGAGCAUAAAGGAACAACCAUUCGGCGGAUGGUCGAAGAGUUAAACCCGAAGAUCAUCUGUGACAAGGUGAUCAAUCAUUGGAACCUUUCUCCAGAAUCCCGUGAUCCCAUACAUUUCAUCAGCCCGGUGCAAGAUGCCGACGAAGUCAUUGAAAAUGACACCGCUGAGCAGAUCAUACUCACCAAGGGAGAGAAGGAAUCCACUGACUAUCCACUUGAGACCCAGGAAGAGCAUUCGCUAGAGCUUUGCUUUCUUUGUUGGGCUCUCUUCGAGGGUAUUCAGCAAUCACCGGAGUUUGGCAAUCGCGGCUUGUUUGAGGGAACACUAGAUCGUGGGCAAACUGCCAAUCUCGUGCUGCAUACACGCAAUCAGUGGGCAACUUCAAAGUCCAAGAUUUACGACAGCUUUAAUGAAGCAGUCACAAAGAUGCACCACAGCAAGUAUCUUCACUUCCUUUUUGGUCGGGUGGAGAUCAUCCGAGGACAAAGGUUACAAAAGCUGUUCUUCUUGGUGCCCAAGGCCAUCAGAACUUUGAAAGCUCAGUCAUUGAUCAAGGAUUGGCAGAACUCUUGCACAAAUUCCGUGGACAGAACAGGUCCUGAGGCAAAGUUGCAAGACUUUUCAGAGCAAGUGCGGGAUGAAUACAUUGGAUUUGUGGAGCAUCAGUACAAUUUGAGCCAGAAGCCAUUCCCACUGAAUGCCUCUGGGGAGGUCAUGGCCACAGCGCGGAGUGCCAUUGUCUUGCUGACCAUUGGCAUCACCUCUGUUGUGGCCUUCCUUUACGAUGGCUCCUAUUCCAAAGAUCACAAAAUGGGUGAGUAUGACGUACAUUACACCAAGAAAUGGUAUGUGUGGGUCUUGACUUCACUCAGCACUGCUCAUUUCGUUUGUGCAGUGCUCUUGGUCCUAUUUCACAUCGUUGCAUACAGUCAAUGGAAGAUCGAUACAGGCUUGGACCAAUGGAAGGAAGACAACCCACAUUCCCACCACCGACUGAAUGGGAUCUUUGGAGCAAUUUUGAUGCUUUGGUUCUUCUUCCAGGAUGCCGGUUUGGUCAGCAAGCUCUUUUUGGCUGGAACAAGCUUUCUUGGGCUUCAUGUAGACUUCCUGAUCUAUUCCCUCCAUUUGAUGUAUGCCUGUGCACAAGUUGAGACUUUGGGAAAAGUCUUUGAAGCCUUGUGGAUCACCAAAGAUCAGGUGGUGGGCACGGCCGUGCUGGGAUUUUGUGUCCAAUACUGUUUCUUAGUUUUGGGUUUCCUCACCUUUCCCAAGGGCUACGGCUUCGCUGACAUGGAUACCUCGAAGUGCUCCUCCUUGAUGGAGUGCUUGCUGGCUCAUCUGGACUAUGGUUUCCGCUCCGGGCCCGUUUGGGCCACCGCGGAACUGUCUUGGUGGAAGUUUGCCUUCGAUUAUUUGUACAACUUGGUGGUGAUUCUCAUCCUGGCAGCGAUUAUCUCAGGUAUCAUUAUUGAUACCUUUGCAAAUAUGCGUGCUGAUCUACAGGAGAAGAACGACGACCAACAGAACAACUGUUUCAUAUGUGGGAUCAACCGUUCAACCAUGGAGCGCCAGAUGGUCAAAUUCGAGCACCAUGUCUUCCAGGAGCACUACAUGUGGAGUUAUGCUCGGUUCUUGAUGUAUUUAAAGCAAGCGAAGGACUCUGACUUGAAUGGCCCUGAGUCCUACGUGAAAGACCGGAUUUCCAGGCAGGAUUACUCCUUCUUCCCCAUCAAUCGAGCCCUUUCGCUCGACUCUGAUGAUGAGGAUUAUUCGGAACGGCAAGUUCGUAUCAAAGAUCUGGAAGAAAUGAGAGGAGUUGUUCGUCAAUGCUCAGAGAGCUCACAACAAGUGCUGCAGCUGAAGCGUGAAGUGAAGACCGUCCUGAAAGAGUCCAAUGAGGCCGUCUCUGAGAUGCAGAAGCGGCUACACUUCCUGUCUGGGGAUGUCCAGAAGAAGGUGCAAGAUGCAAUGCUGCAGAAAGCUGCACAGGAAGCACGGGAGAAAUAGGAGAAGGACACGAGAAACUACUAGAUGCAGGUCACGAGCGAAGAAAAAGAGACCAACUCGAAGAACGCUAAGGAUUAGACGAAGAAGUCAAGAAGUCAAGCUGAGCACCUUGGAACCACAGCUACUAGUAGCAAGAAGCUACUAGGUUGGAGGCCAUUGCUACUAGUAGCAAGAAGCUACUAGUAGCAAGGUGCAUCGCUACUACCAAGCUGAGCAACUUGAAGGACAAGCUGGGCGAAUCCACCCAAGAUGAGACCGACUUCAAGUCUAAUCCAUCCAGUUUGCUGGCUGUGCUUAUUCACCUCGGCCAUGGUUCGUCAGCUCCAACAUGGCCAACUCUCUUUGUCGCCAACUUUCGUUCAAUUUGAUGGGCUUGCGAAAACUGGUGGGCCCCGAAGGCAAGCUUUCAAGCACGGGUCAGACAGGCAAAGACUUUGCGAACAUUCAACCCUUCAUUGCACAAAUAGCCAGCAAGCUAGCGACUAGUGGACUUGCAAAUGAACAGAUGGAAUUGCGGUUCACGACUUUGAAGGAAGCACGAUGCUGAGCUGUGUGAGGCUAAUUUGGGCGGAAACAUGACAGAUGCAAAAUGCUUAAUGUGCUUAAUGCUUUUACAAAUGCAAAAUUUGAGAUUGCAUGAGAUGCUUUGCAAGGCCAUGAAGGUUGUUUUAGAGGUGAAGAGCGAGGACUAAUCGAUACUAUUUCUGAGCAAUAUUUAUUGAUUCAAUCCUGUGGGAAGAAGCAGGAAUUAAAGCUGGCGUGAAUUCUGAAAUAAGACCUGCUUGUCCUCCCUUUGCUUCUUGACAACUCCCCCGCGCUGUGAACACCGCACCGGGGGCUGUGUACAAAGGCAACAAGAAAUGUGCA
Molecule: messenger RNA, 8640 nt
Organism: Durusdinium trenchii
Lineage: Eukaryota; Dinophyceae; Suessiales; Symbiodiniaceae
Source: the annotation of a GenBank genome assembly